GUGAAUGUUACUAUCGAUGGUGUCACAUACCAGGUGUUCCGGUACGGCACGAGGAGUAACAUGCCCCGACCGGAAUCCUAUCUUGUCGAUAUCCAAAAAGCGCUACGUGUUCCGGACAAGACGCGGUUCUGGCAGGACGUGGCCAAUGGCUUGCCGCCGAGUCCGUUGGGAUUUCUCUACAGUAUGGUUUCAGCGACAACGGACUACAUCUACACAUUGAAACUAAAAAAUAUUCUCCCUGUUGAUCUCAACGCGUUCAUCUGCUGGAACUACGAGCUGUUGGAGUACUUUUUUGAAAGAAUAGGUAACCAAGUGAAGUCAGAGUUCUAUCGAGAAACACGGGCAAAGUUCCGCAAUACUGUCAACAAAGUCUUCUAUAAUUAUACAGCGGGUACAUGGUGA
This is a messenger RNA of Cooperia oncophora, 402 nucleotides long. NCBI's taxonomy places the organism in Eukaryota, Metazoa, Nematoda, Chromadorea, Rhabditida, Trichostrongylidae. The record is from the annotation of a GenBank genome assembly.